Molecule: messenger RNA, 1717 nt
Organism: Bufo bufo (common toad)
Lineage: Eukaryota; Metazoa; Chordata; Amphibia; Anura; Bufonidae
Product: gastrula zinc finger protein XlCGF26.1-like
Exons: 1
Coding region: 81-1703 (540 amino acids)
Biological process (GO): regulation of transcription by RNA polymerase II
Molecular function (GO): DNA-binding transcription factor activity, RNA polymerase II-specific; RNA polymerase II cis-regulatory region sequence-specific DNA binding
Source: RefSeq, a predicted model, not a curated record
AAAGUUUUAACAAUAAAUCAUAAAAUCUAUUCUUUAUCCUAACAGAAAAUCCCUGUGAGAAGCCUGAAGGAAACAUCGUCAUGUUAUCUCUAGAUUAUAAAAAAGAUGAAGACACCAGGCAGCGCUCUUCAGAAGAAAACUUCAUUACCUGUAAUGUACAUCCAGGACUUCACAAUGCAGAGCCAUCAAAUAAUUCCCCCAAGAAUGAGGAACUUUCUAAUGACCAAUCACAGAUUAUCAACCCAAGUCCAAAUCUAUCAUAUAAUCAUCCUAAACAUGAGGAAUCUUCUACUGAUCAAUCACAGAUUAUUACUCCAAAUAUAAGACAGAAACAGGGUAAAAUGUUUAAUUGUGAGGAACGUGGAAAACAGUUCAGAUGUAAGUCAGAGCUUUCUGUACACAGAAGUCGUCACAAAGGAGAGAAGCCGUAUUCAUGUUCAGAAUGUGGGAAAUGUUUUACCAAGAAAUCAUAUCAUGAUCGUCAUAAAAGAAGUCACACAGGAGAGAAGCCAUAUUCAUGUUCAGAAUGUGGGAAAUGUGUUUCCAAUAAAUCACGUUUUGAACAACAUAAAAUAAUUCACACAGGAGAGAAGCCAUAUUCAUGUUCAGAAUGUGGGAAAUUUUUUACACAAAAAAUAUUUCUUACUACACAUUUGAGAAUUCACACAGGAGAGAAGCCAUAUUCAUGUUCAGAAUGUGACAAAUGUUUCACACAUAAAAAAGGUCUUACUACACAUCUCCGAAUUCACACAGGAGAGAAGCCAUAUUCAUGUUCAGAAUGUGGGAAAUGUUUUAACCAGAAAUCAAGCCUUGAUGAACAUAAAAGAAUUCACACAGGAGAGAAGCCAUAUUCAUGUUCUGAAUGUGGAAAAUGUUUCAUAGAAAAAAAAGUUCUUGCUAAACAUCUCAGAAUUCACACAGGAGAGAAGCCUUAUUCAUGUUCAGAAUGUGGGAAAUGCUUUAACCGAAAAUCAAGCCUUGAUCUACAUAAAAGAAUUCACACAGGAGAGAAGCCAUAUUCAUGUUCAGAGUGUGGUAAAUGUUUUACAGAUAGAUCAUCUCUGCUUGCACAUCAGAGAAUUCACACAGGAGAGAAACCACAUUCAUGUUCAGAAUGUGAGAAAUGCUUUAACCGAAAAUCAAGCCUUAAUCUACAUAAAAUAAUUCACACAGGAGAGAAGCCAUAUUCAUGUUCAGAGUGUGGUAAAUGUUUUACAGAUAGAUCAUAUCUGCUUGCACAUCAGAGAAUUCACACAGGAGAGAAACCACAUUCAUGUUCAGAAUGUGGGAAAUGCUUUAACCGAAAAUCAAGCCUUGAUCUACAUAAAAGAAUUCACACAGGAGAGAAGCCAUAUUCAUGUUCAGAGUGUGGUAAAUGUUUUACAGAUAGAUCAUCUCUGCUUGCACAUCAGAGAAUUCACACAGGAGAGAAACCACAUUCAUGUUCAGAAUGUGGGAAAUGCUUUAACCGAAAAUCAAGCCUUGAUCUACAUAAAAUAAUUCACACAGGAGAGAAGCCACAUUCAUGUUCAGAAUGUGGGAAAUGCUUUAACCGGAAAUUAAGCCUUGAUCUACAUAAAAGAAUUCACACAGGAGAGAAGCUAUAUUCAUGUUCAGAAUGUGGGAAAUACUUUUACCGGAAACCAAGCCUUGAUCUACAUAAAAGAAUUCACAGAGGAGAGAAGCCAUAUUCAUGUUCUUAAUGUGGGAAAUGCUU